Molecule: messenger RNA, 2266 nt
Organism: Dothidotthia symphoricarpi CBS 119687
Lineage: Eukaryota; Fungi; Ascomycota; Dothideomycetes; Pleosporales; Dothidotthiaceae
Exons: 3
Coding region: 181-2058 (625 amino acids)
Biological process (GO): exocytosis
Cellular component (GO): exocyst
Molecular function (GO): phosphatidylinositol-4,5-bisphosphate binding
Source: RefSeq, a predicted model, not a curated record
CCGCGACCUGAUCGUGUUGCGUACAUACCUUAAUAUCUUGCUUUUUUGCGAUAAUAUCCUAAUCACCUAUAUCCUUCCUUUUGUGCAUCGCUGCAGCGCGCCACCACUCAUAUUGCAAGAGCUCCCGGAGCUCCCCCGGAAGUCAGCCCUCGAGGCCGUUGAGCUCCCACGACAGGCGCAAUGGUCGGCGUGCGCAAGGGCGCAGCCCUCCAGGAGGAGAGCGCCGAAGUCGAAGUGCUCUUCUCCAACAUGGAGAAAAUGAAGGCCUUGACCAAGAAGAUCCAGGGCUCGGUGACGCGCCUGGAUGCGAGUGGGAAGGCGGUGCAGGACGCCAUCAGCCCGAUAUACGGGAACACGCAGAAACUGCAGAUUGCGAACAACAACAUUGAUAGCAUUCUCGAAGCCAUUGAACGCUUGCGCGCCCCGCGAGACUCGACCGACCGCGAGGAGAGCAUCAUUCGCGCCGGACCGGGACGAGGCGACCUCAGAGACUACAUCGCCUCCCUCGACCGCACUGCCGGCGCACUCGCAGACCUCAAACGCACGAACCUGCGCUCGAACGAGAAGGCUGUCGCGCAGCUCGGCGGGCUGCUCAAGCUUGGAAACAAGCAGCUGGAGGAUGUCUUCAGGAGCACAUUGCAGGACUGCUCGCGCGAGAAGGUCCAAUCUUUGGAGUUCGCAGUGAAGAAGAACCCGUUUCCCGUCAUUGCACCCGAGCAGAUCUCGACGCUGCGUGCGAUCAACAGCCACAUGUCGAAAUCGCUUUCUCAGCCCGAUGGGGCCCAGACUCCGGCACAGAAAAUCUACGCAGAUGUUCGAGGCGAGUAUCUUGAGAGGUCGCUGAGCAGUCUUGCGCAGGCGUCCAUCAGCACGGCCAAGAAGAUUCAGCCUGACGCGCUGUACAAGCCAGGACAGAACGGUAUUGGGACAUACGUGCUGGCCAUCGAGGGCAUAUUCGUCGCGGAAUACAACAACUUGACCAACAUCUUUGCGCGAGAGGAAUGGACCAUAGUCUGCGAAGCCACCUGUCAAGUCCCGCUGGGAGACUUCAACAAGACACUACGCGAGUUGAACGGACACAUUCAGAAGAAUUUACUGACAGACUGCUUUCUUGGUUAUGAGAUCAGUGGCCUGGUCAGGACUCUUUCUAUGCGUGUACAAGAAUUGACGGGAGCGCUCAAAGGCCCAAUCUACGACAGCGUCAAGCCGAUUCGCGAAACAUCCAAGAUGUCUCUCAGCAAGUUGAUAGAUGACACACGAUCUCGGACACAGACACUUGUCGCUCUUCCUAUCGACGGGAGCGCUGUACAGGUCACGUCCGACACGAUGCGUCGCCUGCAGGAGAUGACAAACUACCUGGAACCACUGUCCUCAAUCUUGGCGUCCCUGGGCGACGGUGGCUGGGCUCCAGGCGCGACGAACAAGUCCUCCACUACCCUGGAUGUCAGUCCCGACUCGCUGGUGCUGUUCGCGAAAUAUGCAGCCGACACAAUAGACAUCUUGUUGCAAAGUCUAAUCGCCAAAGCAAAGAUACUGUUGAAGGGUAAAAACCUGCAGGGCAUCUUCAUAGCAAACAACAUUGCCGUCGUUGCGCGCAUGAAACGCACGUCGGACCUCGAGCCUCUGUUGGGAAGUUAUGACAAGAACCUCUUGGAAUACCAAAAACAGGCCAGGGCCAUGUAUCUGGAGGCCUGGCGAGAACCAUCGGGACAUCUGCUCGACGUGCAGUACACGAACCGCAGCAAAGACCGGCCUCGUUCUGGUGGCGGCGUGACAGACUCUGCAGCCAUCGUCAAAGCCCUCGGCUCGAAAGACAAGGACGCAAUCAAGGAGAAGUUCAAGAACUUCAACACGAGCUUCGACGAGCUGGUUGUACGCCACAAGACGUACGCGUUCGACAGCGACCUGCGUAGUCAGUACGGCAAGGAAGUGCAGAACAUCAUCGAGCCUCUCUACAACAGGUUCUACGACAGGUAUCGGGAGAUUGACAAGGGGAAGGGCAAGUAUGUCAAGUACGACAAGAGCGAGUUGAACAGGGCGUUGAUGAGCUUUGCAUGAUGCAUUUGACUAUGGCGUUGGGAUGGGUUCGGUGUUCUCCGCAAAAUACCCUUGGAGCGAUAUGCGUUUGAUGGAUUUGGAUACUCGCACCGCAUUUGUGUUUUGUACGCGACGCGACUGAAUAGGAUGGUUGUACUGCAUACCGUGCAGUGCUUCCUUGGUAACACAUUACUGUAGUAUCACGUCGUUAUAGACACCAAAGACUUGC